GAAGGAUUCUUCUUCUUCUUCUUCUCUACUUAUUGAAUACUUAUCCAAGUGAGAUUUUGGAUUCUUCAAUUUGAGAUGGCAUCAUUUGCAGGCACUACCCAAAAGUGUAAAGCAUGCGAGAAGACAGUGUACUUGGUGGAUCAGCUCACUGCUGAUAACAAGGUCUAUCAUAAAUCUUGCUUCAGAUGUCACCACUGCAAGGGUACCCUCAAGUUGAGUAAUUUUUGUUCCUUUGAGGGCGUUUUAUACUGUAAGCCUCAUUUUGAUCAACUCUUUAAGAUGACUGGCAGUUUGGACAAAAGUUUCGAAGGUAUUCCAAGAACUGCUAGACGUGAAAGAUCUACCGAUCAGGUCCAAACCAAUAGCAAGGUUUCAAAUUUGUUUGCCGGAACUCAGGAAAAAUGUCUUGCUUGCAAGAAAACAGUGUACCCAAUUGAAAAGGUAGCUGUUGAUGGAGCAUCUUACCAUAAGGCAUGUUUCAGGUGCACCCAUGGAGGAUGUGUAAUUAGCCCAUCAAAUUAUGUGGCCCACGAACAUCGUCUUUAUUGUAGGCACCACCAUACUCAAUUGUUCAAGCAGAAAGGUAACUUCAGUCAACUUGACAAGCAAGAAAAUGUUGAAGGGGAGACUAAGAACACAACAACUUUCAGUCAACUUGACAAGCAAGAAAAUGUUGAAGGGGAGACUAAGAACACAACAACUUUCAGGCAACUUGACAAGCAAGAAAAUGUUGAAGGGGAGACUGAGAACACAACAACUGAGUAAUACCAUGCAACUUUCAAGUUAAAGUGGAAAUAGAAGUCUAGAUGGUGACUCUUUUUCAGGCAUAAGAUGCCAUUGUUUAAAUCCACAUUUCUCUUUGUUUAUCAUAUAUGUGAUUGUUUUUGUGCGACAAAUUUUGAGGUUGAGAAUUGAGAAGUAAUUAGUAGAUAUUUGGGCUUGUUUUUCCAAUUCAUCAUAUGGCAGGCCCAUCUGCAUUCUGCUUGAAGCUUUAUGAUGUUUGUAUUUUUCAUUACUAU
Messenger RNA from Gastrolobium bilobum, 1019 nucleotides. RefSeq names its product LIM domain-containing protein WLIM1-like. Gene Ontology annotation, molecular function: actin filament binding. The record is from RefSeq and is a predicted model, not a curated record. The transcript has 5 exons. Gene Ontology annotation, biological process: actin filament bundle assembly. NCBI's taxonomy places the organism in Eukaryota, Viridiplantae, Streptophyta, Magnoliopsida, Fabales, Fabaceae. Bases 76 to 765 code for a protein of 229 amino acids. Gene Ontology annotation, cellular component: plasma membrane; actin cytoskeleton.